Lingula anatina is the source of this 10198-nucleotide messenger RNA. RefSeq lists its product as uncharacterized. The record is from RefSeq and is a predicted model, not a curated record. Gene Ontology annotation, biological process: female meiosis I; mRNA stabilization; male meiosis I. Lineage: Eukaryota; Metazoa; Brachiopoda; Lingulata; Lingulida; Lingulidae. Gene Ontology annotation, cellular component: cytoplasm; nucleus.
UCGCGCACACGAUUUGCAUAUUCUAUCAAGAUGUUUUCUUAUGGCGCUCUCAAUACAACAUGACUGAGAAAAACCAGCUGGUUUCGCUCAAUUUACAUGACGACGACUGAGGGAGACCAGAUACAACAAAAGUACAACCUUCGUGUGACACCCUUCUCACCCAGAUCGUUUGGUAGUGAUGAAAAAGCGGGAGGCUUUAAAGAUAAUCUAACACCCAGAAACAGGAUGCUACAAGAGAGCUUCAGUAACAUGACACUUGGUCAGGAGGAUAGCAAGUUCUCAUCAGAUACAAGGAAGAAUGUUGGCCUGGAUUCUGUGACCAGUCUCUAUUCCCCCUGGUCAACGUAUGGCGGAGGGACAGAGGAAAAUGCCCCUGGAGGGAGCUAUGGUUGCAACGACUCACAGGUUUCAAGGACAGGGUGGACCCCUACACAUUCACCCCGGUACCCUAAUCACAUGAACUUCAGCCUGGAUCUGGACAAGAGUGGCUCCAGUGAUAAGUUUGCCAUCAGUCAUUCCAGUGAGAGAUUUCCACUGGAUGACUUGGUCUCCAAGAUAUUGGAUGAUGAACAUCACCUGUUUGGAAUGCCUCCAUCGCUUCAAGAAUCUAACAGCCAGGAUUCACAUUCUCAGUCCAGUUCUGAUGUGUUCUCCAUGGAUGGGUCCCCUGGUUUUACUGGGAACAGUGUUUGGUCUACAGGGUUUGAAUCAGUUAAUCAAGGGGACAGAAGUUCCUUAUCUUACGGAAGUUUGGAACAAACCACGGAGAGCCUUCCCAUGUGGGAGCGCAGUAUAAGUGUAGACAGUGGAAUCUCACCAGACAAGACUAGACAGCUGAGUGGUAGUGAUGUGAUGGGUGAUCAGCACAGUGGGUUUGGUAGACAAGACAUGAAAGGAGAAUAUAUAGGUAGCCACUUGAGAGAGCAGAUCAAACAGAAUCAAGGGGGAAGGAAGCUCACUGGCAGGCAGAAUUUCUUUGCUGGAGGCACCAACCAACAGCAGCAGUUUGACCACCUCCAGUCACGCUCCCAUUCAUCAGGUCUUCGCAGUGAUGCAUCCUUCAGCUUUAACAAGUAUAAUAACCAUCUGCAUGAGACUCUUAAUAAUCAACAUUCCGUAAAUGCCCCCCAGUUUAACCCUCAACAAGAUAAACUCUUUCGUCCCAUUAGAAAUCAGUCUGAAAUGAAUCCUGGCAAAGUGAUGCCCCAAGGGGAUGUCCACCCUAGCCAGUCUUACAGUGUGGGUAAAUCCAUCUCCCAGCAAGGUGAUAUCCAGUACAACCACCACGGUGGAGUGGGGAAGGCAGGGCACAGUGAGCCAAGUCAUAUGCAACCCUUGCGUGUGGCUACUGGCUCACAGGGCUACUCGACUCCCAACUCCCAAGGAUAUUCCCCUGCCUCGGCGUGGCAGAGUCCAGGGGCCCAACGCUCUACUCCAACAUCCAGUGGAAGUUUUGCCAGUUUGGAAAAUCAGGCAUUUAUGGCCAACAAGCACGGUUUUCCCUUCCGGCAUAACAGAGGGCAGAAAAUCUCUGGACAGCCUAUGGCACCCAGCUCAGGACUGGACAGGAAUGCAUUUGCACACCUCAUGCACCAGCAGCACCACUUACAACAACAGCAGCAGUUUCAGCAGCAGCGGCCCAGCAGUGUGACGCCCUUUGAUCGUGAAAUGCUGCAUCACGUCAGAGAUUACAAGCAGGGAUCACCAGCAGAACUUGGAUCGCCUUUGCCACAUGGGAUGUCACCAGUGGAACAAGAUCGCAACUCGCCGUAUUUUCGGGAUUACCAGCGGAGUGGGUUUCAAAACUUGCCUCCCCAGUAUAGAGAAGAUUACCUUCCUCCAGAAUUUGCAGCUGCAGUUCAAGCUGCCGCGGCUGCAGGCUCUGGUCUCCCUCCUCAUCUCCAAGGUGUCAUGCCUAAGUUCCCGCCAAACAUUGCACCAGUCCCCUUGCCACCGUUUCCUCCGGAGGGCUACGACUUCUAUCCUUUUGAUCCCUACUUGCACGGUCGCUUUCCUCCUAUGGUAGGACCUGGGGGAGAACCUCUUUUCUGUGAACUGCCACCACAUUUUCCAUUUGGAUUUCCUUUUAUGGGACUCAAGCCACAAAGGAGGACAGGGCCGUCAAAUGAGCUUCAUAUUCGUCUGGAAGACUGCUGUGACCAGUACAAGUACUUGGAAAAGGAGAGGAAGAAGACUGAGGCAGAUCUUGCCAGGUGCUUCCCUGGGAAGAAAGUGUCCAGUGCCAACAACACAGUGAUCCCCAGGUUACCCUCCAACCCCUCCAGGGUGGACAGACUGGUGGUGGACUCCCUCAGAGAGCAGGCCAGGGCUGUGACUUUGAUCACGAAGAUGGAGAAGUUGCGGAAUGAUCCCUUACAUCCCAAUAUCCAUUCUGCCAUGGAGAAGUGGAUGGAAGGCAUCCGCAAGGUUCAGGCCAGGCGUAAAGAAGAGAUUGUCAAUGCCACCAACCGCCAGAGAAAUGGAGGACCUAGAUACCAGGAGGAUAAAGAUGUGUUGGCCCUGGCUGCAGCCAUCCAUGAGUUGACCACCCACACCCGCAGAGCCCGCACUGCCCUCUGGUGUGGCCUCCAGAUGACCACCAAGGGUAUCAUAGUCCAGCAGAUCACCCAGGUCAGCAGGCAGCUUAGCACGUCAGGGGGGUCCCUGGCCCCAGACCAACAGAACCCAGUGGGUAGCAGCAGCAGUCUGGUGAACAUCCCUGGGGUGUCUACAGCUGAUGUCUCCCAGGCUGACAGUCCCAGUGAUAUGGCAGUGCUGGCCAAGCAGAUUGCUGUGCUGAGUACGUCUAAGGAGAAUGUCUCCGCUGUGUCCAAGGCUCAGGCUACCACUAGUGAAGAAGGGAGUGGAGACGGUAACGAUAACAACAAUAACGAUCACCCAAAGAGUACCAGAGGUCAACCAAAGUAACCUCUUAUAUUGAGUACUGUUAUUUAUCGCUUGAUCUAAGUUUAUUAGGGAAAACUAAGCAUGCUUGCCUUUUUCACAUGGUAUUAUCAACCUCAAAAUCAGCCUUAUUCUUUGACGCUCACUGGAUUUGAAAAAGAGUUCCAAAGUUUGAUGGCAAAGUUAAUGCUUGUUGCAUGCAGUAUCUGUGACAAGAAUUAGCAUUGAGCUAAACUUUAUGGAGUAAUACUCAAUUAAGUUUGAUAUAGAUGGUUAAUUAUAUGUUAUAAAGUGUUAAGGACUUUUCUGAACCCUCUCUGUGCUCAAAUGCUGUGUGUGAUUGUAGUACAUCGCAUAUUGUUCCAGUCACUAAAUCUAGGGGGGAUUGAAUAGAAUAACAUGGCUUUUGAAUGCUUCAGUAUAAUAUGGGAUUAUGAUAGAAACCAAUAAGCAUUUUGAUAUGUUUAUUGUUGAAAGUAUUAUGACAAGUCUGAUGCUAGUCUACUAUGAUUGUGAUAGAUUGCAGAGUACCAAACUCUAAAAGAUGUAUUUGGUAUGUUGCACGGUGUUAUAUAUUUGCUUUCUGUGCAGGUUAACCACUGUUAUUACUCUGGAGUGGUUUCUUCAGUGACAGUUCUGCAAUAUGUUCCAUUUUAUAAUAUUUCAGAUCCGGGUAUUGAAGAUGAUCUCUGUUUCUCUAUCACUGAAAAGUUGUAGGGAUUUGUCAGUGGAUGUAGGACUAAGAGUGUGUAAUGGAAUGUGUUGUGGCUUUGCUAUUUAUUAAUUUACAUUUACUCAGAUUAUGUUGCUAUUAUUGUAAUGGUUAUUUAAUUACCCUGUAUUGUCUGAAAGACAUUUAUGGUAUACCAGCCUUUGCAUUAAACAGUAUAUUUUCUUGAUAACUGCUAAACAUUGAUCUACAUUAUGCCUGCAUGGCAUGGAAACUGGAUAUGCUUCAACACACUGAUGAUGGAACCAAUGACGAUUGAGUGACGACUACAGCUUUGGUAGAUAUUUUCCAAUUCUUACACAAAAGCUGUUCUACAGUUUCAUUUUCUUUAUUUUGUUUAGACUGAUAAUUCACAUGGUGUAUGUGUCUCUUCUGAGGCAAAGGUAAUUCUGUAAUGCUUGGUGGAUGCUCAUGCUGACAGGGAUGCAGCUGCUUGGAAACUUUGGUCUGGCACUUGCAGAAAUAUUUGGUUUCAGCAUCAGUGGAAAUAAUGGAGUGUCAUGACUUGCUGCUCAAUUAUGAAAAGAUAUUUUGUGCCUGAAGUUACCUUGCAGACUGCAAAUCCUUAUAGUAGAUCAGGCAGAUAGUAAACAACACAUAGUGGCUGUGAGUGUCAUUUAUUCUCCAGCUUUUAAGGACUUUAGAACUAUCUCUCCCAAGGCCAAAUAACUGUAUAUGUAGCUAGUAAUGUAUAGGAGAUAGAUAUCACUGUGAACUGUACUAUAAUGUAUAUAGAAUUAGAGUUUGAUGAAGUUUUGACAAUGCUGGUUGAAAUGUUAGUGUGCAAUUUUUGACAUUUUUUCUCAAAAGCAAUUCUUUAAUUCAGCUGUUGUGUUAUAUUGUUGGUUUACUUAUGUUUUGAUGCCGGCACAGGUGUGUAGGUGUUCAGAUGAUCACUUGUCUCUCUGUGUGAGCACUUGAUACUGUAUAGAAGAGACUGGAAUAUUUUAACAGAUAGUUUAAAAAGGCAUAGAAUAUGGUCUCUGAAUAAGGAGUUGAGUGAACAAAUAUUGUCACAAUAUAUUCUGCUUUAUCUCAGGUAAACUGAAAUCCACCUAUUCUGUAUAUAGAAAGGAAUAGUGUAUUGAAGCAUUGAAAGAGGGAUGAAUGUGUAGAUAUAAAUAUUGCAUGUAUUAAUACAUGCAAAUGCAGAAGUAGGUUAGUCUGGCUUCUACCUGUCUAACAAGUUAGUUCAGUUAUAUAUAUAUAUUUUUUUGCAAGACUAAAUUAGUAUGUGAAACAAUUACUUUAAAUAACAAGAAGACCCAGUUACAAGGGUACACCCACUCACAGCACAUUUUUCAGGGAGUGUAUAGGACAUGCAUAUGAACUCCAGGUAUAUGGCAUCUAAUCAAUGGUGUAUCUAAUUAAUUGACGAGUACUGGGAAACUGAUGUGCACAAAACAACGAAGUAUACCUUUUAGUGCUGUUGAUGAUUAGGACCUAGAGUUCGAUUUUUCUAGAUUCUUCAUCUGUGAGUUUUGUACACGUUGUGUAGACAGGAGCAACAUCAAGUGGUCUGAAGUCUGUGAAAAGUGUAAAAAUAAUUUGGUUAAUAAUGGUUGUAGAGUUAAUUUAGAUGCCAACAUAAUAGAGGCAUCAAAAAUUCUGCAUAAUAUUUUAAUGUGCAUUAUAUUAUUAUAUGCUUUCACUGCAGAUAAGUGUUCAGUGGGAAAAUCAAAUAUUCUGCUAUUAUUAUUUCAGUAUCUGUGUCACUAGUACAUGCUAAACCAGUGAUUUUAAAACAUUGCCAAAUAGCUUUUCUCUCCCUUUAAACAGUUCACGUAAAGCUAUAUUUUGAGAUGAUAGUUGCAAUUUUUCAAAUGCUUAUUAUUUCUAUUAUCUAAAGAAUGAUCCAAUUUUUACAAGUUCUAAAUAAUGAUAAGAAUUAAAGCAGAUUGUUAAUUAAAGUAUCAGAUUAUGGUUACAGAGUGCAGUGAGCAAUUCCCAGUAGCUAAGGCGUCAUUUCCAUAGGAAUAUUGGAUCUGUUAUUACAAUUGGAGAUUACCCACAUUCCAUUUCACUGAACAAAAGAGAUAUGAGAUAUAUUUCCAGACUUGUGAUACUUGUAAUUACCAGAGACUAGUGACAGUUUACUUCAUAUGUAGAUUAAAAAAAAGACUCCAGUUGCCAAAUCAAAUACAUAUUAUUAUGUGAUACUGUAGCUAAGCAACCUAGAUAGUUAUAUGAUGAUGGGGCACUUGGUAUGACACACUGGUUGACAUUACAUCACACUAAUAUAAGUCAUAAACCUAACUGUUCACAUGCAUCUUUUAAGAAACUCCUACUCCCAAGAAUACACAUUAUUCAUGAUGGAGAGCAUUUGAAAUCGAGGACUGACGCUGCAUACAAUGUCAGUGGUUCGUGUGUCUUUAGACUAUCAGAGAUCUACUGUUGUGUGUCAUAUUCCUACAGGUAAAAUGCCAUACACUGCAUUAACCUUGGGAGAUGCAUUAAGUAUGUUUCGAUUCUUAGUAAAAUAUUUAAUAGUGUUAUGCAAAACCGGUUCCAGUGCUUAAAGGUUCAAUGUGUCAUUAUCUAUAAUCAGACCUAUAGGCUGGUAUAUUUAUUUUUGUAAUGUUAAAGGAUACAGUUGAUAGUUAUCCAGGUAUUGAAUACACAGAUAAAAAGUAAAAUAAGUAUGAUUAUUAUAUACAUAAGAAAUAUCAGCUUUAAGGGAUCUUCUAGAUAGACUUGGAUUAUAUUUAAAGAUGUGUGUUAGUGGAUAUUUAGAUAGUAAAGUUCUUGAGCUAGAAACUGAGUCUUACUGCAGUAAGUAACAUGACGCUUGUGAUGCCUACCUUGUCAUAUUCCAUUUUUGUAAUAAUCAGAAUUGGUCAUUAGAACUACCAUGCAACAGAUUACUUACUGGUGGCAUUUUUCUGCUUCUGGUAUAUGCUACAUUUAGAGAUGUUUUUCAUUUUGUUUGAAUUCUUGUUUUCAUUAUACUUAAAAAUAGUCUCAUGUAAAUCCAGAUGACGACAUUUUAGUGGUCAAACUUGGUUGUCACCAAAGGUCUUUUUGACAUUGAGCAUUAUAUCUUUGUGAUACAGAUGAGCAAUCUGGAAAAUAUACCUGUACAACUAUUGCUAAUUUAUAAUGCUUUAUGGGAAACUGCCUUUUGUCACCAAGAGGAGCAUAAAAAGUCCUGUUUUCUGGUAAAAAGGAGUGUGUUGACAUUUGGUAUUGGUCUGUAGAAAGACUAGGAUAUCUGACAGAUUUAUGCACACUACAGGUUUCCUGUUUUACUGAAUACCAUAUAAGAUAUAGGGUAUGAGGAGAUAUAGCUAAGGACUGUCGGGAUGAUGGAUAUAUAGUUGUGAGAAAGAUUUUAAUCCUUUGGUAAAACACAGCAAUGGCAUAUGUCUGCACUGAGAUUUAAUCCAAACGAAUUGGAAUAGUUUAAUAGGGCUGAUGGGAAGGGUCCAAUUUGGUUCAGUAUCUGUCCAGUUAAAAUUUGUGCAGUGUCACAGGGAUCUGCGGUUUGUUUGAAUUAUCACAAUGGGUUGUGAGUGGUUGUUGGCUUUCUAUGGCUUAUAUCCCUGUAGUGAUAUAUGUAUACAUAAAAAUAUAAGGAAAGCACAUGCGGCAGUCCUUAUAGUAAAUUUAAUCAGGGUUUUGUGGAGAUUCUACAGUUACUGGGACAUGUAUUAUAUUUAAGCAGAGUGUUUUGGUAGUCUCACAUAGUAUGUAUAAAUAUUAGCAUAUAAUGUCAUGUAUUUUUGCAAAUCAUGUUUCAAGUUUUGAAGAAGUUCAUUAGUUAUGUGUGUGUAUGUAGUAUAUUAUUAGGAGUGUUGAAAUUGGCGAGAAAGGAAAAAUACUGGUUUGUAUGUAUUCAGCACAAGCUUGGAUUAGAAGUACGGUAUUCUGCCAGGAUACUUUUUUGACAUUGGCCAAUAACCUUACACAUCUGACUUGAGAGAAAUUUGGUACUAAAUAUAUUUUUUGUUGAUACUGGUAUAUAUUACAGUAUAAAUUUAAUUGAAAGUUUUCAGAGACAUAAACUAAAACUACAAUCUUUUAGAAAAUUGGAAUGAAAUACAGUUUAUCUUGUAAAUUUAUUUACAGUGGGCGAUUUUCCGUUUCGCAGUUAUUUGUAUGGUGAAGUGUCUUUCAUCAUUCAGUCCUGUGCUGACCCAUACAAACCAGAGGUCUACCUUGUCUUCUGACCAUGUUCUCACUCUAUGAGUUGGAUUCUAAUUAUUGUAUUCAAGGUUUAGAAUUUUUGACAAUUUUUCAUGUUCUGUAGUUGUUUUUAAUCAAGGUUUAAAGUUGUUCACAGCUGCUAUUAUUAUUAUAAUUAAUAUUAUAACUGCUGUUCAAGUAGCCUGGUCAUAUUGAUAUUUAUCUUUUAUAUUUAGCCAUUUGAUGCAGUACAAAGUGUGAUGAGUAGACAGCUACUAGAGAGCUGUGGGACUGGAUUCUAGGUUGAUAUAUAGUGCCAUGCUGGGGACUUGUGGGAAGGAAUUGUGUUGGAUUCUGAAAUUUUGGUUUUUGUCUUUAAAAUUUGUCAUUUUUUAAAUCGGUAGCUCAGUAAAUUUGAAAUGCGUUGUAGUUUUUGGCAAACAUUUGUUUGAUUUUCACAGUAAUUUAUGCAAUACUCAUUCAAAUUGUUUGUGAUAUGACAAGUUUGAGAUUUUUUUUUUUUUUUUUUUUUUUUUUGUGAAAAGAAAGAAAUAGAACUUUUUUGGACUGUUUUUAUGUAAGAAAUAAGCUACCAUUUGCAAGUCCUUUUCAUUGUUAACAAAUUUUCUGUCCUUGUGGUAAAAACUUAAAGGCAUAGGGGUGGAUUGUACUGUGUAAAAACAGGUUUUGAUCAAUAUGAUUUUCACGAUCUUAUUCUUUCAUUCUAAACGACACCUCAGUACAAUUUUACAGGUCACUUUGGGACUAACAAAAUUGAUAAUCAUGCCUUGCCAUUGUUAGCCUGUCUGAUUUCACUUUUUACUUACAAUUAAGAAAGUUAAAAUGUUUUAAACAUGCCAUAGUUACCAAUCACGAAACUGUAUUUUAUUCAAAGUAUUCUCCCCUUAUGCCUUAAAGCAUUUUGCUACAAAUGGAAUAUUUAGUAUAGGAUCCCAAACCCAAGCCUGUUAUUUAAGUUGUUGAAUUUUAUUUCAUUUAAUAAUCCAGUUGUUAACCUUUCUUGGUCCUGCACAGUAAAAGAGCUAUGCAGUCUAUUGAUUAUAGAUAAUGGUCAUUCCACUCUACCUCUUCAUCCAUUGAUCUUGUAGCAUAUUAAAAUGAAAAUAUAUUACAAUAUUUUAUAUCUCUGUGCCUCGAAUAAAAAAGAAGACUGUGAUAAUGAAAACGUGAGGCAGUGGAUUUUGUUUCAAUACACUACAAGGAAAAAAUCAACAGUUAGAUGUGCCAAGGAAUAGCCUUCCACAUUUCAGCCAAAGUAGACAGUUGCAUUUCAUUUAUGUUUUCAAAUUUGUUUUUUAAGUUGACAUUGACUGUAGUCCUGUAAAUCCAAAUGUUGGUGGCCAGAUCUGAGAAGUUGUCAGUGCUAAGAGAGUGCAGGUCCUCCCAGCAUGGUCCCAUUGUAGGAAAACUGGUUCAGAUUAGGGUUUGUUGGAUUAUGUGUAUUAACUUAUAUUUAAGAAAUUUUGUUGUGCAUUUAUUUUUUAGCCAGCGAUAUGUAAUGAUAAAUGGAUAGUCAGUGUCGAAGGUGUUUAUAGCUACAGUGGGGGAUUGUUUUUGGUGAUAUUUGGAUAGAAAAACAUGAUGGAGUUUAUGCUGAGGAUACUUAGGGUCAACCAAACAGAUAUUGUAUAAAGACAAAUCAUGCUGUUGAUAAUUGGACUGUGCCUCAUCCAAGCAGAAGCCUUUCAUCAACUCAGCUACAAGCCCCUCUGGAAGGAAAGUAGCUCGGUUGAGGGAGGGCUUGUCCAAUGAAUUUUACUUCACAUAUCCACUUCUGAAGGUUAAAAAAAAUGUUUACUAGAAACUGACACUGUAUGGUUUUAAAAUAUGUAUUUGGGUUCAGUUUGAACACCCACCCCCACUGGUAGCAGGGAUGCUAACACUGAAAGAGCUAUGUAAGUCAUUGGUGUAAUUUCCCUAUGCAAACCAUGCUGCUAUGUUAUCAUAUGGCUACAGGAGGUUUGAAUAUUAGUUUAUGGUUAUUAGGUGUUUCUCCAAGCUGGUGAGUGUAGAUCUAUAUUUGUAUUUAUUAUUACCAAGGUUUAACACUUUGUUGGUGAUUUAAACUUAGUUCAUAGUUGGAGUGUAGUAUUAUUUCUUCAAGUGUCGGUUUGAUAGAUUUAGUGAUAGAUUUAUUUGCCAAGUGGAUUUAUUAGAAUUAUACCAAUUAUUUAUCUUCACUGUAUCAUUUUGAUAGUGGUGACUUAUCAUGCCUUCAAUUCAAUUUGACAUGUGGAUUUGUAUUUUUUGCAUUUGAUUUGACUCUGAAUCUGUGAGCCUGUAAUGGGAGUAUAUAGUGUAGUAUCGUCGGUGGAUUUAACAAUUGACAGUGUUCUGUCUGUGGAUGUAGUGGAUAUUCGAGUUGGCCAAAUUUUCUGGGCACUAUUUAAUAAAUUAUUGAAUUUUGUGCAAAAUUGA